This is a messenger RNA of Marasmius oreades (fairy-ring Marasmius), 2088 nucleotides long. RefSeq lists its product as uncharacterized. The coding region runs from base 137 to 1603 and encodes 488 amino acids. Gene Ontology annotation, molecular function: methyltransferase activity. The record is from RefSeq and is a predicted model, not a curated record. NCBI's taxonomy places the organism in Eukaryota, Fungi, Basidiomycota, Agaricomycetes, Agaricales, Marasmiaceae. Gene Ontology annotation, cellular component: nucleolus. Gene Ontology annotation, biological process: rRNA base methylation. The transcript is spliced from 11 exons.
CUUUCGUCCAACAAAUUUUAUCUUUCGUUCCGUCUCGAAUCUCGACCACUCAAGGGCCAAACUGGAUUUACUCCGACGGUAUACCUCAAUCGGUUUGGGUCGACACUGAUACUUUCAUGAUACCUUCACAUCUUUCAUGAAUUUUUACUUUUCCGCUGCACAAGUCUUGGACCGUCUGGAUGCAAAACAAGGCUCUAUUAAGGGUCUGAUAGCUACACUUCCUGAGAAAGACAGAAAGAGAACGUCUGCUCUCGUCAUCGAGACACUGAAAUACAAGGCCCCUUUGAACGAUGUCAUUCAUGAAGCGCAACUCUUGAAAGAAGAACGAAAGAAGUUAACUUCUGCGAAUCUUACACUUGUUCUCGUUCACGACCUGCUUCUAUCAAACGGCGGUAUACAAGCGGGUGACGGACCCAUAAAACAAGCAGUCCUACGGCAUAAGACAAGGCUGAAGGCCGAGCUUCAGAAGCUCAAAAUCAAACGUGGGGUCGCAUCGGAUGCAGAGCUGGCACUUUUUGGGGACACUAGAGCAUCUCAAAUACCACGUUAUGCCCGGGUCAAUACUCUUAUAUGUUCGACAGAGAUUGCGGUAGAGUACUUUGUUUCUCAGGGUUUCAAACUGUCUAGUCCCUUCGACGAAAAAUCCAAUAACAAGGGGUUUUCCAAAGACGAGCAUAUUUCGGACCUCUUACUAUUCCAUCCCCAGAUAUCCUUCCAAGAUGACGCGUUCUACAAGGCGGGCAAGAUAAUUCUCCAAGAUAAAGCUUCAUGCUUCCCGGCUACUGUUCUCAACCCUCCAGCAACUAAGGACACCGCGGUCAUAGACGCUACAGCUGCGCCCGGAAAUAAAACUUCCCAUUUGAGUGCUUUAAUGCAGAACAAGGGCAAGCUGUUUGCUUUCGAAAAGGAUAAAAGGCGGUUCAACACCUUGGAGAUGAUGCUAUCAAAAGCAAAGUGUAAAAACGUCAAGUUGGUGAAUGCCGAUUUCCUUACCACAGAUCCUCUUGACCGGGAUUUGAGCAUGGUCACCCACAUUCUUCUCGAUCCUUCUUGCAGUGGCUCAGGAAUUGUGAACCGACUGGACUAUCUGCUUGAACAAGAACAAGAGUCCGAAUCCGACCAAGGGGAACGCCUCCAUAAACUGGCUUCCUUCCAGCUGUUGAUGAUCAAACACGGGAUGAAAUUUCCGAACGUGAAGAAAAUUGUCUAUUCAACUUGCAGUGUUCACGCGAUCGAGAACGAGCAUGUUGUAGCCGAAGCUCUCAAGUCCGAUGAAGCAAAACAUGGGAAUUUCAAGCUUGCGACUGCCAGUGAAGUUCUACCCCAAUGGCCGCGGCGCGGUCUCCCACAGGAGAUAGAUGACCCACGCCUUGCCCAAUCCUUAGUGCGGUGUAUGCCCGGAGAUGACAAAACCAAUGGUUUCUUCGUAUCAUGCUUUAUCCGGAAUGAAGUUUCGGACGAACCCGUCCUCCGUAAUGACGCUCGUAAAAGUAAAAGGAGAUUGGAAGAUAAAUCAGACCAGUUGGCUGCUGAUGCUCAGACUGGCGAUGGUCCGCGGAAAAAGAAGCGAAAGAAGAAGAAUCGGAAAACGCUCGUAUCUUGACCCGUUGGGCUGUAUCGCUUGUUACAAGGGUUGGGUAUCUGUAUGAUGUCGUUGACCCCUGGCCUCAGCUGACGCAGAGAUGCUUACCCGAGCCUCAACGGCGUUUCCCCAGGUGGUUCUAAACUCUAGCAAGGUUUCAAUCCCUUGCAACGUACAAGCACCGACUUCGGUCGGCCCAGCUGCUGGUAGCGGGGACAGCUAGGCGUCUGCUCACCUCUGUGACAAUGCUCCACACAAAAAACAAGGAGAUUGUUGACCCCAAUAGGUUACUCGGAGUUGAAUUUGAGUUCUUGAUAAGCUCUAAGCUUCAAUGCUAGUGCAAUGCUUGAACGGAGACGCGCUGUUCCCGGACUGAGCGGGAUCUUCAGAGUAUCCUCUACGUAGUUAGAUCUUCCGGUCGUGAGCUUAAGUAGCGUUCAAGAUGGCAGCCUGGGUUCAGCUCAUCACUCGGUGCAAAUACUCAGUGAACUAGUGGGUCGACUAGG